Crotalus tigris (Tiger rattlesnake) is the source of this 1114-nucleotide messenger RNA. RefSeq names its product pulmonary surfactant-associated protein C-like. Bases 89 to 679 code for a protein of 196 amino acids. NCBI's taxonomy places the organism in Eukaryota, Metazoa, Chordata, Lepidosauria, Squamata, Viperidae. The record is from RefSeq and is a predicted model, not a curated record. Gene Ontology annotation, cellular component: alveolar lamellar body; extracellular region. The transcript is spliced from 5 exons. Gene Ontology annotation, biological process: respiratory gaseous exchange by respiratory system.
UUUAGCAUCAGGUGCAUAGUAUAAGUAGAGGUUCUCCUGCCUUCCAGAAGAAUAAAGAAAAUUCUCUGCUGGAGAGCAAAGGAUUGGAAUGGAAGUUGAUUACAAGAUGGAUGAUAGCAGCAAGUUGGCACUAAUGUCUCAACCACCACCGGAUUACACAGAAUCUCCCAAGCCUCCUGACCUUCCUAGCAGAACAUUCUUGAUCGUGGCGAUGGUCAUCGUGGGGAUGGUUCUGCUGGUCCUGACGUUCCUGCUGGCAGGGCUGCACAUCACAGAGAAACAUACUGAGGCGGUCCUGCAAAUGACCAUUCAAGGCCUGGACGGCAAAGGUUCCUCCCAGCACUUGGCCAUGAGCCGGAAGGAAAGACUGGCCAUAUUUCCCAUCCACAUGAAGCUCAACUCUUCGGCCACCGUGGUUUACGAUUACAGCAAUCUUGUGAUUGGCUACAGAUCAUGGCCAGGAGAGUCCUGUUAUGUCAUCAAAAUGAACCAGAAGGAUAUACAAAGCCUGGAUGCGGUCAUGGAGAUCUUCCAGCAGGUUCAGAACCCCCCUGCCCUGCUGCCCCUUGGACAGAGAGAGAAGCCGGUGGGAAACCUCUCCGCAGUGCCGGCUCACCGUUUGACGCUGGGAGCCGCCAUCAACCUCCUCUGCAGCACCAUCCCGGUCCACUGGGCAUAAUGGAGUCAGGGCGGAAGAGGCAGAGCAGCGGACAGGGAAGGCGUGAUCCACCACAAGUAGCACGGCUGCGUGUCCACCGAGGCACCUGGCUGCCCAAGUUUCACGCUUGACACUCUCGAUCCUCCAGGUCGUGAUUGUCCCAAAGUACUUUUUUCCAAAAGGCGGCUGGACUCUCUUGGUUUUGUUCUUUAAGAACAUUUCGCUUCUCAUCCAAGGAGCUUUCUCAGUUCUUCUGAAGAAAUUUCUUUUGGAUGAGAAGCAAAACGUUUUCAGAGAAAGAAAAAAAAACCCAAGGAAGUCCAGUUGCCUUUUGGGAAAAGCAGCCUUGGGACCCCUCCUGUUGUAACAACAGAUCUUCCCCCUGUAUUCUUUGCAUCUGUUUUUAUCAUUUGUGUUUUUGCAUUUUUUAAAUAAACAAACAAACAAAACUUUUAA